GUUAUCACAAGUUCACUACGUAAAGUCCUCUUUUAAAUGAAUCAAAGACCCUCAUUUCCUCUAACAGAUGUAUCUGUCUCCACUCAUAUUGAGACAUCUUCAUUCAUCAUCAGAUCCGCCAAAAAUUAAUAUUCUUUUUCAUAAUCCUACACUUUUGGACCCUGUUUAUAUCGACCAUUCCAUGAAAUAGGUCGUAGGGUCAUGUCUAUAAUUUUUUGCAUGGAUUCAGCUUUAAAUUUUGCAGGUCAUCACAUCCAGAAUUUGUCAUGUCUUGAACGUUCACACAACGACUGAAGCUGAAAGAUAAUUUUUCAAUGAUAUCAGAUUUUGCCGGUCUUUACUUGCUGAGCUUUGUCGGGGAAAAUGUACAGUAAGAAAACCUACAAAAGGCUUGGAUAUCACCAAUUCUGAAGUAUGAAAGAAGUUUUCGGAAUGGAUACCACACUUCCUUAACACACUGCACUGCAGUUUCCAAAGCAGUGAUAUGGUGAUACGGGUCAAAGGCCAAAGGUCAGGCAUCCAGAGCUGCUCAUCUCAUUGACCGUCAGAUAUGCUUGGAUUUUCGGGAAUAAACGAAGCGAUUUCUGGCUUCCAACAACAGAUUGGUGCAUACGACAAAGAAUUAUGGGAGGAACAUGUUGAAAUCAAAGAACUGAACAUACAGGGUCUCCCUGCAAAUAAUAUCCCUCUUCGGACAGGCCGGUUGAAGACUGAACUGAUUGACAUCGACCUUGUAAGAGGUUCAACUUUCACCAAGGCUAAACCUGAGCACUCGUUAGGAGCCAGUGCCCGCAAAGGACUUAUCAGGGUUUUGUUCUUCCCGUUCUACUUCCAGUGGUGGAAGCAGCAAUUAUCAAAAUGGAUGCUUGUGUGUUUGUUGGUGCUGUAUUUCCUCCAGGCAUUGUCUAUCACGGUAUACUUCUUGUAUUCUCCGAGUGAAGCUCAGCAGCCGAUCUUUUUCACUGAGGUCUUCACGCCUGUUGUCUUGGCCUUGGUUUUGGGAACAGUUUACUCACUGGUAGUCUGCACCACGGUCAAGAAGUCGAGAGCCUUGCGUCGCCGGAUGACACGUCGGAGUCGUGAGGUCAAGACCAAACAGCGAAAACCUACAUCCGAAGACAGCAAUGGCAGCUACUCCAAGAAACGUGGCAUGCGGCGGAGCCAGUCGCUGCCCUGCACAGCUGAUACCUACUACCAGGUGCGACAGGCCCGGCGCAACCUAGCCCGACGGUUCUCUCGACCAGGAAUUGUGGUGGAGGAUAGCACCACAGGCCGUCGGGAGAGCCUGGUGGAAGGCACGGACGAGGCGAGCGCGGAAGAUGGACUGGGGAACGAUGGAAGACAACCACCCGAGUACAUCCGCGGCCUGCAAGGUGACGAGACCACAGGCUACACUGAAGAGGACUUCACCUUGCUCGGAAAGCCAAUAGAGGAGACCGAUAUCGCUGGGGAGAUCCUCCUCCCUGACUUGGACCCCAAGACCCUUGGCGAGACCGACACGGCCGUUGCAUGUGUCGUGCCAAAGACGGCUCCCUCCGCGGCCGCUGAGGAUGCAACGGGAGAUCUGGCCACGGUCAAAGGUCAAGGAUUGUUAAAUACCAGUAAGCCAGCGGAGGAGAGCAAGAGUUACGUGACGCAGAAUCCAGGGGCAGAAGUUGGGACCGUUGAAGUGUCUAGUGUGUCUCUGCUCGAACGGGCCAAGAAAUCCUCCAUCACCCGGUUUAGUGACGAUGUGUCAGAUAACCCCCAGCACGCAUCAGACAGCGAAGGCCCUGCGGAGGACAGGGAGGAGCGCGGUCGUGAGCGCGGCCUCCGGAGUCGCGCGGGGGUCAGGAAAGGUCGGCGCAAGCGGCAGGAAUACGGGAGCUCCAAUGAGUCGGACCUGGACACGCGGCCCGUCCGACAAGUCAGGUCACUUGAGCAGGAUUCCCAUUUAAGAGGCCCGUCACGGUUCGGCGACUCGGACAUGGAUGACCCCAGCUGGGGGGAGACAGCAGAGGAGGUGUCUUCCUCAGGAACCUCAAGCGAAUCCAGCGAGAGUGACUCGUCUGACUCGGAGAAUGACAAGAACGAGGAGAUCCCGCAGUUUGAGGACCCUUUCAAACUCUUGCCAGCGACAGUCACAAGCACGCCAAGCGCCUGCACGAACACAGAAAAAAUCCGGGUUCGCAUCUUUGAAGGUGACGAAUGCAAGAAGGCCGAUCUGAGCGUGCUGGAGAUUAGCUGUUACAUCAACACCAAAGUGCGCAACACGCGCAGCAGCUGUGACUACAUCCUCCUGGGCGCCCUCUGUGCUGUCACCCUUGCCAGCAUACCCAUCAGCUUCAGACUGCGCGGUGUCUCCUUCCUGGACUUGGACCUGUCUUGGCUGACCUCUGCCUGUCUCCAGAGGGCGGCACACACCUUCCGCGUCGAUGCAGUGGCGUACGUUAUAGUUGGGCUGUGCAGCAUGGAGCGCUUGGCACUCAGUCUCAUGUUCUUCUUUCUCCUUUCUGUGGCCGAGAAAACCUAUAAACAGCGUUGUCUUUUUGCCAAGUAUUUCUCCCACCUGACGUCAACUCGCCGAGCUCGCAAGUCGGGCCUUCCUCACUUCCGACUGGACAAAGUCAGCAACAUCAAAGCCUGGCUGUCGCUCCGAUCUUUCCUCAAGAAACGUGGACCUCAACGCUCUAUUGACAUCAUAGUGUCAUCAGCGUUCAUGCUUACGUUGUGUAUGAUGUCUGUUCUGUGUGUUGAGAUGCUUCAGAAAGAGUUCAAGUUCCUAACCCACCUCUUCAACUGGGAACUGAUCGCCUGGACAUUCUGCAUGUGCCCCUUCUUGCUGAGGUUCAUGACUUUGGGCUCUACUAUCAACCAGAAGUUCCGCAACACCUCCGUGCUAUUAACGGAACAGAUUAAUCUCUAUUUACACAUGGAGAAAAAGCCCCACAAGAAGGAUGAUUUGAUGCUGGCCAACAACGUACUUAAACUUGCCUCCAAGCUCCUUAAGGAAAUAGAGACGCCCUUUAAGAUUGCCGGCAUGUCCAUGAAUCCGGUCCUCUACAACAUCACGAGAGUUGUCGUCUUAUCGGCCUUCUCUGGGGUCCUUACCGAGCUCUUGGGCUUUAAGUUAAAGCUUUGGAAGAUCAAAGCCACGUGAGGAGGUGUGCUCGAGCAUGGAGCCAGCUGCCCUCUCUGGCAGUCUGCAUGACUUAACUUGGCAGAACGAGUAGCAAUCUGUGUCCAGCGCCAAAUAUUCCAUUCUGCCAAGCUUGUCUGUGAUUGGUUAAUGCAUUGUUAAUACCCAAAACAUUUAUCUGUGAUUUGCCAGUGAGGUCAUUGGAGCCGGUCAACUGAAAUAGGUUGACCAUCUCGCCAAAAAGUGUAAAUUAAAAUAAAUUUAAUAUAUGAAAUGUAAACCGAGAUACUCAGUAUUAUGUAAUGAUUGUAGUGAUUUGAAAGCCUGCCAAAGAAAAUGUGGAAUCUUGUUGACUCUUGCAUCCAAAUAAUAAUAUGUAAAUGUCAUUGUCUGAAUAGCCCAAUGCUGUGAAAUUCCACAUUGAUUGUAUGGAGUUUAUCCCAUUGAGGGUAAACAUCAGGUUGUGAUAGCCUCCAAACUGAUAAACAAAGCUUCCUAUUGGCAGCCAAGCUAAUAUUACAGUCAUAUUAUGCUUCAUCAACCAGUCACAAAGACGGACUCUUACAACCGCAACAGCAUUUGGUAGUGAAUUUCUCCUUGGUUUGAAUGUGUAUUUCACAUUUGGAUUAGAGAAGUGGAAAUGGCAGAGUGUCAGUGUUUGAAGAUGUGAUUUUAACUUUACAAAUAUAUGGAGAUAUUAGUGACAUUUUGUAUUAUUUUGUAUUGUCGUUACUGUUUUUAUUUUUAAGAACGUUCAAAACACUUGUCAACGUUUGAUAUAACAUGAUACUUUUAUGAACAGAGAGAUGUCAAAUGUGUUAAUUUGUGGUGCUUUAGUUAUGUGUCUAAUUUAUUAUUUUGUCUAAUUUAUAAUCAUUUACAUUUAGCAUUAUUGUUUUGCAUAUGUAGCUAUGAUAGCUGUGUAUGAAAGGAGUCAUGUGUCAUUGCUUUUAUUAAGUAAGGUUUGCUGUUAUUGACACUGCUAUACUCCCCACAUCCAAACGAAAGCGAGGCUGCACUUACAAACUCCUUGGCUUCACUACUUUGGAGGUUGUUAAGGUAUGCCAGUACAGCCUCUCUUUCAGAUCAAAUGUGCCAAGGGCCCACAUGUUCAGCAUUGCCCAUACAAAAUUGCCAUAUUGGAAUUGGAACAGAGGCAAGGGUUGCACCUGCAGCUCCUCUUUCAGACCAAUCGUUAAGAGCCUGUUGAGAGCCGGCCGAGAAAAUUUCCCAAGUUUGCCUGGGUGGGAUUUGAAUUUGACACCUGGGGUUACCUGGCUUGCUGACCUGUUAGAAUCCAAGAGGUGAGAUAGGGUUAUGAUUUGUAGAUAUCACAGUCAAGCCUGCCCUACCAUUGGCAGUUUUCAGGCUCUACAGAUAUCCUAGGCAGGGUGCAUGUAUUGUGACCGAAGCAAAUUACCAGCUAUGAAUUUUGUUUGAGCCAAUUUUUGUCACAGAUCCGUGAUUUUUCUUAGUAUCAGAUGCAUUUUUGACUUUGUUUUUCUCACUUUUUUAGCUUCUCCAUCUUUUCUGAACACUUUUUAUCAGAAUGUAAUCAUCACAUUUUCUUAUUUCCUGUACAUUCCCAAAAUUUCUUCCCAACUGAAGGUUUGCUAGGCAGAUCUCAUUUGACCUUUGACAUGGGGAUAACCACUUUCUCAUGAUAGGUCAGUAAGCUACCCUUAAUGCUCCCUUUCCUUUCCAGGGAAAAGCCAUCAUUUGGUGAUUGCAGUCGGGGCAGUUGGUAUGGGAAGAGAAGCUCUCAUUUAAGACACACAUCGAUGCUAACUGCUAACCAAACUGCUCUGAAGACAUUAACAUGUUUAAUUGAAUUCAUCGUAAGAAUUUGAAAAAUAAUGUCAUUUAUUAGCUUAUACUCCGGUUUAUUCUCGGCAUUUGACAGUAAAUUCACUUUUGUGGGCCCCAGUUAGUGUAUUUGACAGAAAGAGACUUUUAGAAAAUUUGUGUUUUGACCAAGUGAAAAGAAGCAUUGUACUACAGUCAUUUUUCAAACAUGUUUUUAUUUAGUUUUUGACCAACCAGUCUCAGAUUUCCUUUGAAAAGCAGAAGGUUGGACAUAAUGGAAGGUUCGUUGAAGGAUGGAGAGUUUAGUUACAGCUGUCCUUGAGCAUGAAUUAGCCCAUAUUUCUUGGGAGUGUUUACAAGUUUCUUUUCUGACUAACCCAAACACCCUAAGCCAUUUUUGCAAAUUUCAGUCCAGCAAAAUUCGCCAACUGUCUCCAUGUAAAACAGUAUACACGCCCUCAAUAUUCCAAGAUCCUCCAUCAUUCCUUGAAUGUGUUCCAUGGAAGGGUGGUCAGUCAUUCAGUCCUCCAGCCAGCCCUGUCAUUCUGUUGAGGCAGCUCAGAUACUGUUUGAAGCAGUUUGGAUACUUUCCUGUAUAAUCUGGGUCUAACUUUACCCAUAGACGAGUAUGAUAAUGCAAGGUCUGUCCCAAGACUUUGACACAAGGCACCUUUCCGAAUCAGCCUCAAGUUUUUGCCACAGAGGCUAGAUCUUUCAAAAUCCACUCCCACACAAGGAUUUUGGCAAAUUUGGGAAGGUCAGGGUCAAGUGGGGCUGUAAAUAUUGGUACAAAAUCUUGAGAGCUGAAUUCCAGGAGACUGAAAGCCCACUUGGUACAUGUAUAUGCCGUGAUUUAUACACAGUUUUGCUUGAAAAUAUUAGCAUGUACUCUGCUGUGCUUAUUACUUUGUGGUCGCCAUAGCAUGGAUAAUGGUUAUGUUAGUGGGUAUCUUUCAUGCGAAACGGUGACAUGAAUGUCACCCUAGAAGCUAAGAAAGACAACUGAAUCAAUACACAACUUAUUGUUUGGGUGGGCUGUUGUGAGUAUGUAUGGACGUAAUUGAUAAAUGCUCUACGUAGUUGUGCGGUACUGUUUUGCAGGCAAGACAGCUCCAAAUGUUCUCUCUGUUUUCUCUCCUUUUUCACCUGCUCGUGAAUAAAAUCGGCUGACAGUUGUAUGCGCCA
Acanthaster planci (crown-of-thorns starfish) is the source of this 6109-nucleotide messenger RNA. Its product is annotated as protein PHTF2-like. The record is from RefSeq and is a predicted model, not a curated record. NCBI's taxonomy places the organism in Eukaryota, Metazoa, Echinodermata, Asteroidea, Valvatida, Acanthasteridae. Gene Ontology annotation, cellular component: endoplasmic reticulum.